GCCACCUCACCUCAUCAUUGUUCAUAUACUUGAUAAGAUAGGAAUAUCACGAUGCCUGCACCAACAUAUAUCAUCUCCCGCGCUGCGGAUCCAAUUUUUGGUGUCUUGAUUGGCCUGUCAGCCGCAGCAACCAGAAUCAACCGCGAAGAAAAGGACAAAGGUCGAACAACUCAACAGACUCUUGAAGCUGCGCGACGACGAGUUGGACUUUCUUCCAAGUCUUCGUGAUUAUGUCUGGGCUCGCUUCGACACCUGAGUCACUACUGGUUUUGCCAACUUUCAAG
This is a messenger RNA of Fusarium oxysporum Fo47, 284 nucleotides long. RefSeq lists its product as uncharacterized. Gene Ontology annotation, biological process: protein secretion. Lineage: Eukaryota; Fungi; Ascomycota; Sordariomycetes; Hypocreales; Nectriaceae. The record is from RefSeq and is a predicted model, not a curated record. The coding region runs from base 52 to 228 and encodes 58 amino acids. The transcript is spliced from 2 exons.